GCUCAGGUCCGGCGGUGCGGGGUGGGAACUGGCAGUGGACGCAGUCGGGUGGCCGGGGCAGGAUGAGUGGGUCUUUGCGUGCGGCCCUGCGCCUGGGUGCCUGGGCAGCGCGGGGCCGACCCGGGCGGCGACACCUGAGCGAGGCGGCUGGAGGCAGCGGUGGGGCCGAUGGCGGCGGCGGCGGCGGCGGCUCGGGGUCGCGGGAAGCAGUGGAACGACUGGUGCGGGAGCACCCGGUGGUGGUGUUUAUGAAGGGCAGCCCGGCGCAGCCCCUCUGCGGCUUCAGCAACGCCGUCGUGCAGAUCCUGCGGCUGCACGGCGUGGAGGACUACCGUGCCCACGACGUGCUGCAGGACCCCGACCUCCGGCAAGGAAUAAAAAACUACUCCAACUGGCCUACCAUCCCACAAGUAUACCUCAAUGGUGAAUUCGUUGGUGGCUGUGAUAUCCUCCUCCAGAUGCAUCAGAAUGGAGAUCUUGUAGAAGAGCUAAAGAAGUUAGGAAUCCGCUCAGCACUUCUGGAUGCAGAAAAAGACCAAGAAAAAAAGUAAAAUGAGGAAAAGAAAAAGAUGCCUUGAUGGGAAGAAAUGAAAUCUUUGAUAAGAACUUGUAACCAGUAAAGCCUUAUGUACUUCAGUUCAAAGAAGGCAUCUUUUUACACUGACAUUAAGAUUUAUCAGUGGAUGUCUGUUAGCUCAUGGUAAAUGUAGUGAUGUCAGUAUUUUGAUUUAUGGAUAUUGUGAAAAUUUGAUUAUAACCACUGUACUAUAAAGCAUACACAUGUGGAAAUUGUUUUUAAAAAAAGUGCACUUCUAAAAGGAUUCUUUUGAUUGAUGCAGGAGUAAACCAAAAGAACUAAUAAUAAUGCUAUUUUUAUUGAUUUUGAGUGUUUCUUUGUUACACAAGCUUGUGCAAACAGUGUUUGCAUUCCCUUGCUCUUGAAAAAGUGCUAAGUAGUGCUUGUGCAUCUGUGGGUUUUCUUGGUUUUUUUUUUUUUUUUUUUUUUUUUUUUUUUUUUUUAUAACUCCUGAUGAUAAGAAUUCCCAAGAGCCUGUAAAGUUUCUGCUAUCUCACAUGAUAUAGGGGAAAAUAGCCCUCAAACAGUGCAUAAGAAAUCACGGUAUGAGAGUGCAUGAAAUACACUUUUGUUCCAAAGGGUAAAAAUAAACACACUAGUACAAAUACAUGUAUAGUGGUCAUUUAUUACUUUGUAUCUUCCCAUUAGCUUUUAAAGGACUGCUAUGAAUUGUGCCUGAAGAUUUUUAUAAAACCUUUUCUACCUCUUGCAGAGUGGCUUUUCCCUGUUUAUAUACUUGGUGUACUGCAGUUUCUCUGUCAGUUCUAGAAUGUAGGAAUUGUUAAGGCUUCAGUAUUCUUGUUUGCAGUAGUACAGGAGAAUACUUCAGUAGUUACUGUAUUAUUUGCUAGUUACUAAGUUAUCUGUUUAGAUCUGUUGUGUUUCCAAGUAUUGUCUCUGCACAGCUGUGGUUCCUGCACUAUGGUCUUCAGACAGGGGUUAAACAGUUUAAAGUUUCAUUGGAGACGAGAUCAAAAAGUACAGCAGAAGGGCUACUGAAAAUAGCCAAAGUGUUUCUUUGUUGGAAGCUCUGGGAAGUCUUCAAGCAAGUAUCUAACCUUGUUUUCCUGUGUGCAAAUAAAUAAUCUUAAAACAGUGUGGCUUCACCUGGACAGUAAUACUGCUAAGGAUAAAAAUUAAUCACACUGUUUUUUAAUGCCAUUUACCUUUAUGAAUGCAGACCAAGGAAUGGUUUGCGUGUGAGCUAAGCAAGUGAUUGGAAAUAAAGCGUUUCAUGUA
This is a messenger RNA of Tympanuchus pallidicinctus (lesser prairie-chicken), 1816 nucleotides long. RefSeq names its product glutaredoxin 5 (gene GLRX5). Lineage: Eukaryota; Metazoa; Chordata; Aves; Galliformes; Phasianidae. The transcript has 2 exons. The coding region runs from base 63 to 551 and encodes 162 amino acids. The record is from RefSeq and is a predicted model, not a curated record.